Messenger RNA from Lodderomyces parapsilosis, 1596 nucleotides. RefSeq lists its product as uncharacterized. Bases 1 to 1596 code for a protein of 531 amino acids. Gene Ontology annotation, biological process: prolyl-tRNA aminoacylation. The record is from RefSeq and is a predicted model, not a curated record. Gene Ontology annotation, molecular function: ATP binding; proline-tRNA ligase activity. Lineage: Eukaryota; Fungi; Ascomycota; Pichiomycetes; Serinales; Debaryomycetaceae. The transcript has a single exon. Gene Ontology annotation, cellular component: cytoplasm; mitochondrion.
AUGAUUCGUAAAGUGCCCAAGCUUUACGGCAACCAGCUAGCCAAAUUCAAAUUGGAUACAAAUGCACCUACACUGGAGCUACUAUCAAGGUUGGGGAUUGUGACGUACCCACGUUCCGGAUUAGUGAAUUGGUCAAAGACGGGGCUCAUUAUUCAAAACAAGAUCAAUUCCAUCAUCAGAAAACACAUGGACAGUAUACAGUUUGAAGAGUUGAGCUUGUCUUUGCUAUCGUACAAGACAGGAUGGAUCAAAACAGGCAGAUGGAACCAGCCAGAGAUUUUCAAAUUACAGAAUGGCAAGUGUGCCGCUGAUUUUUUACUCGUUCCCACUUGUGAAGAGGAGAUUACCCAGUAUGCCAAACAAGAAUUGGACAGUUAUAAGCAGUUGCCACUCAAGUUUUACCAAAUUAAGGAAAAGUUUCGUGACGAAAAGAGACCGAGGGGAGGUCUUCUUCGUGGCAAAGAGUUUUUAAUGAAGGACGGGUAUUCGUUUGAUGUAGACGAGGAGAAGGCUUUGGAGACAUACAAGUCAGUUGUUGGAGCUUACCACAAGAUUUUUGACGAAUUGGGUGUUCCCUAUGUCAAAGCUCAAGCAGAUAGUGGCGAUAUUGGUGGAGACUUGAGCCAUGAAUGGCAAUACUUGAAUGACACAGGAGAGGAUACGGUGUUUAGUUGUGAUUCAUGUGGUCACGUGUCGAACCAGGAGAAGACGAUAUCAUACCCCAAGGAAGGUGAGUCGGUUGCCGGUGAUGGUGUGUCUGUGAGGUAUUUCAUUACCGAUGACAAGUCUACAUUGGUGUGUGCGUACUACCCCGCGGGGAGAAAACUUGAGCCAAAAUUUGUUCAGCUUGAGGUUCCCGAUAUGUUGUUGAAUGUGGAUGAAAAGGAUGUUUUUAAAGAGUUUGAACAGGUUGACGAUUUGUCAAGGAGGGUUGUACGAGUAAUGGAUGCUCGAUUGAAUUCAAGGUCCAACUUUCCUGAUUUCCCAGUUGAGUUCCAUAACCGAUCCAUGAUUACCACGUUGACUGAUGUUCCUAUAGUGCUUGCAGAAGCAGGUGAAGUUUGUGGGGAAUGCGACAGAGGCACAUUGAGCGAACAACGAGCAAUUGAAGUGGGCCACACCUUCUAUCUAGGAAACAAGUACUCGAAACCAUUGGGAUUAACUGUGGAUGUACCAGAGGAAGGUAAAGUGGUUAGUAAGACGGUAAUGAUGGGGUGUUAUGGUAUCGGUGUUAGUCGAAUUGUUGCGGCAAUUGCAGAGAUUAACCGAGAUAGUGAUGGGUUACGCUGGCCACGAAGUAUAGCGCCGUGGGAGGUAACAAUUGUUGAAGCUUCAACCAGUGCUGAGUUUGGCGAUGUUUAUUCGCGCUUCAGUUUUGAUUACAGACUUGAUGAUAGAGAUGUUUCACUUGGACUCAAGAUUAAGCAAUCCAACAUGAUGGGUAUUCCAUUGGUGGUGAUUCUAGGGAAAAGAUUCCCAAUGGUAGAUAUUGAAGUUAGAGGCAAAAGACGAGAUGGACAGCCACUAGAGGUCAAACACCAGGUACAUGUAGAUGAUUUGUCCCACACUGUAAAUAGUUUAUUAACAAACAUGUAA